AUGAACUCUGCAGCUAACUCCCAACUUCGACUUCGAUGUGGACUUGUCCUCAAGAACAGGCUUGUCAAAACUGGCAUGUCUGAAAAGAUGGCCCAGAACUUACUGCCAUCUGCCAAUCAUGGAGCAUUGUAUAAGCGAUGGGCAGACGGUGGAUGGGCAGCUCUGAUCACGGGUAACAUCAUGGUCUCGGACCAGUACCUUGGCAGCAACGAAGACGUCGCAGUCACCGGCACAACGUCAAGCUUGCUUGAAAGCUGGUCACAAUGGACAGCUUCUACCAGAAACCAGGACUGUCAUAUGAUUGCUCAAUUGAACCAUCCAGGACGCCAAUCUCCAAUUGGAGCCGGCAAGAGAAGCAUCUUCUCAAAGACAAUCGCCCCGAGUGCUAUUCCUAUCAACCUUGGAGACAACGCUGUAGCAAAACUGAUUCGCAUGUUGGUAUUUGGAACCCCAAGAGCUAUGACGCGACAUGAUAUCGAUGUUGUCAUCGCGCAGUUCACUCAAGCUGCUCGACUGGCUUACCAAGCUGGUUUUCAAGGCGUUGAGAUUCAUGCAGCACAUGGAUUUUUAUUGUCUCAAUUCAUGUCACCAAACAGUAAUCAGCGCGACGAUGAGUUUGGUGGCUCAGCAGAAAAGCGUGUCGAACUAGUUCUUCGUAUCAUCCGUUCCAUCCGCAAAGAAGUCCCCAAGUCAUUCUGCGUUGGUGUAAAGAUCAAUUCGGCGGACUUUAAGGACAAAGAGGGAAUGGCUGAGAUGCUACGACAGAUUGAGUUGAUUCAGCAGGAGGCAAUUGACUACAUCAAUCUCAGUGGUGGAUCUUUCGAAGACCCUCAGAUGAUGAGCACAGAUUCGUCCCUGCAGCCAAGUUCUGCCAAGUCUCGCUCCGGUAUUCGUGAGGGAUUCUUCCUACGCACGAGUGAAGACAUUCGUCGCAGGUUCCCUGAUCUUACACUGCUUGUGACAGGAGGGUUCAGAAGCCGCAAUGGUGUUGCUGGAGCUCUUAAUGAUAACGCUUGUGAUCUGAUCGGACUUGGGAGACCAGCUGUAAAAUAUCCAGAUUUACCAAGCAAGAUCAUGUUCAACGAGGAUAUUAGUGACGCUGAAGCUAGAUUUGAUGUGGAGUCUGCUCCCGGCGGUGGAUGGUUGGCUUCAAAGGUCCGCUCUGUUGGAGCAGGCGCUGAGAGUAAAUAUUGGGUGGCGGCUAUGAAUAACCUCUGA
Fusarium fujikuroi IMI 58289 is the source of this 1218-nucleotide messenger RNA. Its product is annotated as related to NADH oxidase. Gene Ontology annotation, molecular function: FMN binding; oxidoreductase activity. The coding region runs from base 1 to 1218 and encodes 405 amino acids. The record is from RefSeq and is a predicted model, not a curated record. The transcript is spliced from 5 exons. Lineage: Eukaryota; Fungi; Ascomycota; Sordariomycetes; Hypocreales; Nectriaceae.